Molecule: messenger RNA, 1197 nt
Organism: Truncatella angustata
Lineage: Eukaryota; Fungi; Ascomycota; Sordariomycetes; Amphisphaeriales; Sporocadaceae
Product: Extradiol ring-cleavage dioxygenase, class III enzyme, subunit B
Exons: 1
Coding region: 418-894 (158 amino acids)
Molecular function (GO): oxidoreductase activity, acting on single donors with incorporation of molecular oxygen; ferrous iron binding; zinc ion binding
Source: RefSeq, a predicted model, not a curated record
GCAGGUAGUACGAUAAUGGUUCGAUCGCAUAUAAUGAUGGCACGCACGCUCCAAUAACUAUUCAUCUGGCAGGACCUCUGCCUCUCCUCGGGGACCCUGAACACAGCGAAAUCACACAAUAUUUGAUGAGUGGGGUGCCUCAGAUAUUAGAUUUGCACAACCCAUCCUUGAAACCUACAAGGAUCGUCCUCAUCACCGUACACUGAUCCACAGAUUCACCUACCAUAUCCGCGGUUGAGAAGCCCGACUUGAUAUACGAUUACUAUAGCUUUCCUUCCGGAAGCUUAUAAUUUCAAUUAUUCUGGCAGAGGCGACCCUCAAAUUGCUAACGAAGUAAUUCAAGCGCUAGAGAAGGAAGGAAUUAUGAAUACUUCGCUUGACAGCACACGAGGAUGAGAUAAUAGCGGUUAUGUGCCCAUGAUACUUGUCAACCCAGAAGCAAACUUGCCCAUUCUGCAGAUGUCAGUGCUCAAGAGUGAGGACGCAAAGCAACAUCUGCGCAUCGGCCGGGCUCUCCGAGCUCUGCGGAAUAAAAAUGUGGCUAUCGUGGGCUCCGGGUUCGCCUCUUUCCACAACCUCAAUACUAUGAUACCAUUACGCAGCGCCAGCUCGGACAGAAGAAGCGAAAUUCGAGAGAUGUCUAGUGAAUGGAGUGACGCGCUUUGGAAGUCACUCUCGGUACCCAAAACGGAACAGAAAUGUGAGGCAUUGGAAAAAUGGAGGCAUUUACCUUUCGCUGGCACUAUGCAUCCACCGUCACGAGGUGAUCAUAUGAUGCAGUUAUUUGUGACCGCGGGCGCGGCCUUCGAUGAAGAACCCGUGAAGUAUUACAAAGAUGAGUACCUGGCCGUAAACAUCCUCACAUACUACUGGGGCGAUCAGGGAUCGUCAUGAUAUAAGACUACGUACCGCUUUUCUUUACUGGCUAUCUGCAACUUGCUCAAGGGGAUCAUUUUGAGAGUAAUCAUAUAUUAUACAAUUUUAAGCGAUGGAUCAUGUUGCUUCGAAUAAUGUGGAUGUCGGCAAGAACGCCUAGUAAGUAUUUAGCUCAGCUGAAAUUUCAGGGUUGAUCAGCUCUAGAUGCUCUAGGUUAGCUUGGAUGGCUAAUCCACCAUGCGAUUCGGUUCCUCUUCUGAUUUGACAAAGGUUGUCACACAUGCCAGACGCAAAGGAGUUACAUGCGCUUCCCAUCACAGC